CUGCGUAUUUGAUAAUUUCACAACGGGGUCUCAGUCUGUGGAUCAGGGACUUUUUGUGGAAUAAGGAGUGGUGUCUCUAGUUCUGGGCUCUCCACCAUCUGUACUGCAUCUUGGAGACAAGCCAUUCUCGCCUCUCCCUCCUUGCCAUGCGCUCCAACGCCAAGGACAUGGCUGCCGUGGCCGAGGGACGUGCUGACUUGGAGGGCCGGCUCAGCCACAAACCGCCCCGCUCCGGUCUGCGCGAAGAGCGGACGCGCGAGCGCUGGUUCAAACUGCGCCACAACCUGCUGUUCUACUACCGUCUAAACGAGUACGGCGGCGUGUCGGCCGACGGCCCGGCCGGCCUGUUUGUGCUGGAGAAUGUGCACGUGCAGCCAGAGCCGUUUGCAGAGGGCAUGUCGUUCUGCUUCAGCCUGACGUUCGACAGCGACCGCGAGCGACGCCACCUGAUGGCCUGCGUGAGCGCCGCCGCCGCCGACCAGUGGGUGGCCGCGCUGCGAGCCGCCUCAUACGAGAGCAGACGCAAACAGCUCAAGGAGCUGCGCAGCAAGCUGCUCAACCUGACCGGGCGCGACCCGCUGCGGCCGUUCCCGGGCGCGCGCGCGCUCAAGAAUGUGACCAGUGUGGAGGAGGAUCGUAGCGGGGGCCGGCCGCGCAGCUCCUGGGCCAGCGGGAAGGUCAGCGCGCGAGACGCCACGUUCCGCAGUCAUCUGAUACCGAACGGCGGCGCGCAGACCAGCAGCCUACUGGACUGAGUCUGUCGGCCGGCCGGUGGGCAUGCCGCGAGGAGUGCGCUGGGCUGCGGACGAUUGGGUGCGCGUGCUCAGUGGAUGUGACAGCUGACUGUGGAGUGAGGCCGAACGCUGGCUGCUUAGAUCCGUGCGGGGCUACAAAUGACGGCGCAUCUCCGUGAUCAGUGGCAUGGCAGCUACGCUGUGAUCCUACAAAUGUUGUUCAGCGCUCUUGCCACUCCGUAAUAUUCAUAAUGUGAGGCUUCUAUUUAGCAGAUCUGCGUUAUGGACGAUCUGCAAAGGCGUUAUUUAUUUGCUGCAUCUUCAAUGUUUUCGAGGCAAUCAAACUGGUACUCUUAAUGGACUGGGUGUGAGACGUGAGUGAUCUGCGCCUGGAUCUGUUGUCUUAUGUUAUUAUAUCUCACUUGUUAAUGUUAUGCAAUCAAUAGUGUAAUUUACGAUCAUCACGGCACGACAAACUACUGGUUUACAUGAUGGUUGCACUAGUGUGUUAAAGGAAGCCGAGUGCAAAAGUGCUUGUAGCUGAUAAUGCUUGUCGCGAAAAAUAUUGAUGCUGCGUUUUAGGAUUGACGUUUGCAAUAGCCAUAAGCCGCAAGCGAACAUUUACGUUAGGGCGUUUCCUUGUGUUACGUUCUUUUGUUCGGACAUCUUGAAAUGGACCUUGAAGCCAUAAGCUGCAUGUCCUGGCUCGCUCAUUUUAACCGUAUGCAUGCUGAAAGUGAGUGUUGUGCCUGGUCGAGUUCAACAUAAUUUAUCCAUCAAUGUGCCAUUCUGGUACAAAGGCGCCGGCAGGGUGACAACUACGCUACCUGCAUACAUGCGCCCAAGUAAGGGGCGAACGGGGGCGUUCUCAAUAUGACGUCUCGGCUGUUGAACUAUUAUAUUUGCCAUCCGUUCGAUUCUGGUGCGUGUAACAGUUGUCCGGCGGAGAAGGGCUACGUUUAGAUGAGAUUUGAAUUGCAAUUAUUUAUUUGGUUGAUUAUAGCCGGAAGCCCCAUAAUACUGUCUCGUGUUGUCAAGAGGAAAGUAUCUGUAUCUACCCGUUGUCUGUAAAGAUGCAUUUAGAAAUGUUACGGGGAAUAUAUAUUUAUGGUUCAAUU
Amphibalanus amphitrite is the source of this 1852-nucleotide messenger RNA. RefSeq names its product pleckstrin homology domain-containing family J member 1-like. The record is from RefSeq and is a predicted model, not a curated record. The coding region runs from base 147 to 755 and encodes 202 amino acids. Gene Ontology annotation, biological process: endosome organization; receptor recycling; retrograde transport, endosome to Golgi. The transcript has 2 exons. Lineage: Eukaryota; Metazoa; Arthropoda; Thecostraca; Balanomorpha; Balanidae. Gene Ontology annotation, cellular component: early endosome; recycling endosome; trans-Golgi network.